GCGGCGCACCGUACGCACCGUUUCUUCCUGUCGCUUUUUAUAUAUUCCACAGUAGCGUUUCUUUGUUUAUUGUUUUGUUUUGGUUGCUUUGAAAUUCGGGGCCGGGCAAUACGCAUUUGGAUUACCGUUAAACAUCGCGAGGCGAAGAGUGACGAACAAAGGAAAGAAAAAUGUCUCUGCGCGAUACUUACGAUAGAGAAAAUACGUAGUGAGCGUGCAUCGCGCGUUACUACGGUUUCGUCAAACUCGUCUUUCGUCCGAUCCAGCCGGUCGGCGGAUGGGCAGCGUGUCGCCGGGAAAGCCCCAGCACGGAGGAAAAGAAUCGGGCGGAAGGAGUCGUCGUUGCGGUUGUGUCCGCGGCCCCAUCGGCGGAGGAUUAUUCGGAAGGAGAGUGAGCACGGAGAUCGAUACCGAGGAGAGGAUUUCGCUGGAGGAGGUGAAACACGCGGGACGCAAAAGAGUGCGGCAAAAAAAAAACGAGUCGUAACGAAAUUGACAGGUCGGUAGGAAGCGCCGCGCGAGUGUUGUGCCCGUGAGUGUUUAGUGUUGUCAUUCGCGUCUCCGUAACGUCCGCGAUGUUCGGAGUUCCGAGGUUUUGGUGCGAGUGACAGAUCGAUCGAAGCGCUGCCGUUGGCGCUUCCGCGCGAUAAAUCUUUGUGACCGUUGCUCGUUCCGGCGUGUGUUUAAACAAGAAAAUCGUUCAUCAUCGAGCCAGGGGGAACGGUGCGUCGCGUUGUUCUCUAAUAAUCGAGCCUCCCGCGAGCGUGAAGUGACCUUGGGUCGAAAAUUCCCUGAAUUCUUGGGCUCUGUAGCCGCUUCGACGAAAAUAAAGAAAACAAGGAUAUUCGGCAAGUGAUCCGAAGCUAAAUCAAAACAAAAUAUGAUCGCCCACGUUCUUUUCAUCAUUUUCAUCAGCAUCGGAGCCUCCGUUGCCGCCAACUCCGUCAUCUACGCCGACGACGACGUUCAAAACUAUCUCACGAAGUACGGAUACCUGCCGGAGAGCGACCGGGAAACCGGAAACCUGAGGACCGACGAUCAGCUGCGGGCGGCGAUAAAGCACUUGCAGAACUACGGUGGAAUCCCGGUGACCGGGGAGAUCGACGAGGAGACGAGAAAAUUGAUGAGCUCCAGGAGGUGCGGGCUGGCCGAUUACCCGGAUCGCAGGUUCGCCAGGACGCGACACCGGAGGUACACGAUACACGGACAAAAGUGGCCCUACAGGAACCUCACCUGGAGUUUACGAACGGAGCAGCCGGGCGGCCUGGAGACCGGGGGCGUGAGGCGGGAGCUGAGCAAGGCACUGAAUCUCUGGGCGAGCAAUUCGAAGCUGACCUUCCAGGAGAUUAACAGCGACCAGGCGGACAUAUUGGUUUACUUCUAUCGGGGUUAUCACGGCGAUGGAUAUCCAUUCGAUGGCAGAGGCCAGAUAUUGGCGCACGCUUUUUUCCCCGGCCGGGAUCGAGGCGGCGACGCGCAUUUCGACGAGGAGGAAAUAUGGUUGUUGGAGAACGACAGCAACGAGGAAGGGACGAGCCUCUUCGCAGUCGCCGCUCACGAGUUCGGUCACUCGCUCGGCUUGGCCCACAGCUCGGUCCGCGGCGCCCUGAUGUAUCCUUGGUACCAAGGCCUGACCAAGGACUACAAACUCCCAGAAGACGACAGACACGGAAUCGAGCAGAUGUAUGGUGCUUCCGAAGAAAAAUUGUGGGCGAAUCUCCCCAGCGGUCAAGUUCCGCCGGCCACAACCUCGACCACGACCACCACGACGACCCAGAGAACGACCACGAGUCGCCGAGCCUGGAGGCCGCCCCCGACCCGACCCAAUCACUAUCCCGACGACAGGUACGGACGACCUCGCGAUCGUUAUCCCAUAAAACCUGACUACAGAACCGAGAGGCCGGACUAUCGACCACCGAGGACGCGAAAACCUCACAGACAUCAUCCUACCCCGAGCACUACCAGCACCACUGUCGCACCCACCUACAGACACAGCCAUCGCUAUAGACCAACGCCCAGGAACGAUAUUCCUGACAAAUGUGACACUAGUUACGACGCUAUUAGUGUUAUAAGGAGGGAAAUUUACAUCUUCAAAGGGAGGUAUCUCUGGAGGAUCGGAGACAACGGCCUUUACGAAGGUUACCCGGCGGAGAUAACGCGUCUUUUCAAUCUUCCCGAAGACAUCGAUCACGUGGACGCCGUUUACGAGAGACUCGACAAAAAAAUAGUCUUCUUCAUCGGAGCGUAUUUCUACGUAUUUCAUGGCCACAAUAUCAUGCCUGGCUAUCCGCAACGCAUAAGUUCGAUCGGGCUUCCCAAGGAGCUUAAGAAAAUUGAUGGUGCUAUGGUUUGGGGACACAACAGUCGAACGUACUUUUUCAGUGGCACUCAAUACUGGAGGUUUGACGAUUUAACGAAUUACGUGGAGCUCGAUUAUCCCAGGGAUAUGAGCAUGUUCGCGGGUGUUGGAUACAACAUCGACACGGUCUUCCAAUGGACCGACGGCAAAACGUACUUCUUCAAGGGAAAAGGUUACUGGGAGUUCGACGAUAUGAGGAUGAAAGUCGCCCACGCUCGACAAAAACCAUCGGCGCCGUUCUGGAUGGGUUGCGAGCCGGAAAUGGAGACGAACGACGUGGAUCUUCCAGGAAGAGCGCGAGUCGUUUUGGGCAGUUCACAGAGGCGGAACGUGCCUGUUUUUUCCGUCGUUACGAUACUCGCGAUUCUGUCGCUAAUUUCGAUCAGGAUAUCGUAAAAAAUGUUUUUUUUUUAUUCGCUAUCUUUAUUCGUAAAUACGAUUUAUGUUGAAUCGUGGUCGUUGUAACGCGUGGGGUAGGUUGUUUUUUUUAAUUAGGAUUAUUACGAAAUUCCGUAAGAUAAAUGUCUCUGAAGACUUUUCAACGCCUUAAAAAUCGAGCGAAUUUCUCACAAGCCUCAAAUCCAUCGAUUGUUGUUCAGCUUUUCCUGUCCACGCAACGGAGAAUCUCCAUUUUAUACUUAAUCUACAAUUCCAAUCGAUUUCCGGCGCGUUAUCGAGAACGGAGACAUUUAUUUUCCUUUUAUUUUUUCGUUUUUAAUUUUACACGACCGUUCGACGAACAAAUAAAAACCAAGAGAAAGUUACAACACUGCCACCAAACAUCGUGCCUCGUGUGCACGUGUUCAUACUUCAUUGAGCUCCAAAAAUUUAGAUUGCGGACUAUAUAUAUUAAAUAACGAAAUGUCAUACUGCCAAAUAGUAAUGAAGAUGUUUUUCUACAUUUUAUCAUCGAUUAUUGAUCCCCCAAAGUCGAGUCUAUGCUAUUGCAUCCUCAACGAGUAUUUUUAUACAUACUUUUUGAAAAGUCUUUUAUUAUUAUUAUUAUUAUUAUCAUUAUUAUUUCAUGUAUACAAAUUUUAUCGGAGCUAGUUCAAUAUUUAAUUUAUACCGGAUUUUUUCGGCGAUGAGUAGAGGUUUUGUUCACGAGGAAUGAUGAAACAAUCCGUAGGAUUAUUCUUCGUGUAGUUUUUUUUUUUAGCACAUUCACAUAUGACCUUACGGCACUUUGACGAGGAAACAAAAGAAGAAGAACAACGGAGUGCAUCAGUUUUAUAAACUGUGAUAUUUUAUGUUAAUGAAAUGAAAAAAAACGAAUAAUAAAAAAUUUUAACAUAGCUAGCCAAUAUAUCGAAAUAGGAGCGAUUUAUGUAUAUUGUAUAAUAACGAAUGACAAUGUCGGAUAAAAAUAUAUUUAUAAAUUUAUACACAGUGAAAUUGUCCCCGCGGAAGGAAAAAAUAAACCAACAUGUAAUAAUGGACAUGAUUUUUCGCAAUCGCGAGAGCGAAAAGACUUUUACAACCGGAUCGAUCAAACUACGAUCGACGAAUCUUUUUAUAUGUAUGAUAAUAAAGAACGAAAUUCCAAAAGCA
Molecule: messenger RNA, 3910 nt
Organism: Venturia canescens
Lineage: Eukaryota; Metazoa; Arthropoda; Insecta; Hymenoptera; Ichneumonidae
Gene: Mmp2
Product: Matrix metalloproteinase 2
Exons: 11
Coding region: 881-2755 (624 amino acids)
Biological process (GO): proteolysis; extracellular matrix organization; collagen catabolic process
Cellular component (GO): extracellular matrix
Molecular function (GO): zinc ion binding; metalloendopeptidase activity
Source: RefSeq, a predicted model, not a curated record